Molecule: messenger RNA, 1162 nt
Organism: Lepus europaeus (European hare)
Lineage: Eukaryota; Metazoa; Chordata; Mammalia; Lagomorpha; Leporidae
Gene: TMEM167B
Product: transmembrane protein 167B
Exons: 3
Coding region: 106-489 (127 amino acids)
Source: RefSeq, a predicted model, not a curated record
GCCGCGGCCCGGAUCGGGAAGUGUCAAGCGGGAGCCGGGUUCCCCCGCCUUCGCCGCUGCCGCCGCAGAACCCGGACCCCCUACCCAGGCCCGGGCCCAGUCGCCAUGACGAACGUGUACUCCCUGGAUGGGAUUCUGGUGUUCGGUUUGCUCUUUGUUUGUACUUGUGCCUACUUCAAGAAGGUACCUCGUCUCAAAACCUGGCUGCUGUCAGAGAAGAAAGGAGUUUGGGGUGUGUUUUACAAAGGUAAGGUCAUGUGUGGACACAGAGGAGAUUGCCAUCUCUCACAGUGUGGUGUGACUUAUUCUCUGCUUUUCCCUGCCAGCUGCUGUGAUUGGAACCAGGCUGCACGCGGCUGUGGCAAUCGCCUGUGUUGUAAUGGCCUUUUACGUCUUGUUUAUAAAAUGAAUUCCAAAGUAGCCACCUCAUCAACUGCCAACCAAGGGGACAAGGGUGAAGAACCUCUCAGAGGCCUGGACGCAGCGUAGGAGAGUUCAGCUAAAACCAUCAAAGUCCCCAGGAUGACAGCACAGCGUCUGCCCCUGCCGUUUGUGGGGAGAACUCCUCGUGCUCCAGAGGACUCCAGCCAGCCAGCUUCCUUUGAUCUCUGUGUAAAUCUGUCCUCAGUAGUGAGCGGAGAACAUCCCGACAAAUCAUUCCCUCAGCAGCAAGAUUACAUCCCUCCUGCUUACAAACCUGUUACUGUUUUGUUCUUCAGCACCUUGUCAGGAUCUUUGCAAAACUGAGGCUUGUUAGGGAAGGACGUAGGCCGUGCUCAGACUCUCGGAAGGAGAGCUCAUUUCCAAGACUGGACUCUUUUCUUCCCUGUUAGAUUCGGAUUUGACAAAUCGGGAAGGGGGUGCUGGGUGGGCGAUAGGAAUUAUGAAAUGCCAGUAAGAUGUUUGUCUUUCGAAUUUAUCUUUCUUAAGCCCAUCUGGGAACAUGAGAGAGAAGCACGGCUGCCCUUGUAGAGAGAGCAGAUGAAGGAGCUGUGCCACGUGCUGGAGCCUGAGCGUUUUGCCAGGAGAAUCUGCGCUUACGUAAAAUUCAGGAACUGUCUGUGAUGAAAACACGAAGCAGACACUUAGAGGAGAAAGCGUUUUCUGUUCACCAGUAUCCCCAAAAGGCGGCUUCACUCAAUUAAAUGGCGUAUGAAAAUUA